AUUUAUGCAAUGGAGUGUUAAAAGUUUUUUCAGGGAAAUUCAUGACAAGAAUAUUAAAAUGAUCUAAUCUAUUCAAUUCACGCUAAAAUGACAUUUAUUACGAUUUCUGUAUAAAUAUUAAGUUAGAUAUUUCGGUUUUAAGUGUGAAUUUAUCUAAAUAUGCUGAACGAAAUUUAGACGGAGUAGUUUUAAAAGAAAUCAUGUGACUUGAACAAACCCUGGGAGUUACAAUAACAGAUAUUUUGAUAUAUGUUUAAAACAAGUGUAAGCCGUUCAUUUGACAUAUUCUUUAAUGUUUUCAGAGUUCAUGUUGACAACUAUUGGGAAAUUUUAAUGCUCCUACCUGACCAACGUGGAUCAAGUUAGGAAAACACCUUUAUUUACUCUUUACAAGGAGAAAAGUGUUGUUCCUGUGACUGAGUAGUGUAUUUUCGAGGCUAUUAAAAUAAUAAAGAAUGAAAUAUUCUAAACGAAGAAAUGAAAAUUUUGCCCUAUAAGUAAAUCUCGAUAUGGAGAUAAAUGUGGAAAAUUUGGACCUUAAAAGUGAAGUGGAAAAGAACACAUCGGACGAUAUAAUUGUGGUUUCAAAUAAGAUGUCUCAAACAAUAAUAAUAAAGAAUUUAUUCAUUGUAAGUUUUGCAUUUAUGUUACACUUCAGUGCAUUUCAUUCAUUUACAAAUUUACAAAGUACAUUAAAUAAAGAAGAAGGUCUGGGAACAACAGGUCUUGCAUUACUGUUCAGUGUUAUGGUGCUUACAAGCCUAUUUAUAGCCCCGAUAAGCAUGGGAAGAAUAUCUACUAAGUGGAUAAUGACAUGGUCGAUGUGCACGUAUAUUAUCUACACGGCAACCGGGUUUCAUCCGACCUGGUAUACGGUCAUACCUGCGUCAGUUAUUAUUGGCAUAGGUGCCGCUCAUUUUUGGUUGGCAAUGCCAGCGUAUGUUAUUGACAUUGCUAAGGGUUACGCCCAAAUCACUGGCACUGUGGAUCAGGAUAGAGUGACCUUCUUUUUUGGUAUUGUUUAUGCUGCAAUAUAUACGAGUCACAUAUGGGGAAACCUAUUUUCAUCUAUGGUAUUCAGACAGGAGGGUACUAACGAGACGUUGGAGAGUAAAGACAUUCAUUGUGGACCUUCAUAUUGUCCUUACAGAAAAUAUAACAUUUCAGCUAUUGUUCCGCCUUCACAAACGCAGGUGUACACAUUUACAGGAUUUUGUUCAGGAAUAACCGCCUUUGCAAUAUUGUUGGUAAUCGUCUUUUUGACCAACAUAAGCACUGACAGCGGAAAAUCGCAUAGUGCUUGUAGACAAAGUCGAAUGGUGGCAACACACAUGUUCCGAUCCAGAGACCAACAAUUAUUAUUUUGUUCUUCAAUAUUUAGCGGUUUAGCAAGUGGAUUUCUCAUUGGAGAUUUUACAAGUGCAUACAUUAGUUGUCCAUACGGGAUACAAAAUGUAGGAUUUGGUAUGAUAACAUUAGGAGUGAGCCAGUCUAUAUUCAGUGUUGUAUUUGGAAAAUUAAAUCAAUACAUUGGUCAUAUCGCGAUAUUUACCUUUGGUUCAGUGGCACAAGCCUCAUUUUAUAUAACAUUGUUGUUGUGGCAUCCAUUGCCGAACCAGUCAUUUAUAGCACAUGUGCUUGCUGCUAUUGCGGGCAUAUCAGGAGCAGCCAUUGAACCAGUUUUAACAGCUCUUCAUAACCUUUAUUUUGUCGAGAACAGGGACAUUGCUCUAUCUAGCUUUCGUCUUCUCAACUCAAUAGGAUGGGCAAUAUCCUUCGGAUACAGUAACUGGCUGUGCUCAAACGUUAAGAUGUACAUACUGAUUGGUGUACUACUUACGUCGUUAGCAACAGUAAUUUAUCUCGAUGUGAAGCAUAGACGGAGGAGAAAAAGAAGCAAACACCACGCAAUAAAGGAAUAGGAUAUGGUUCCAGAAGAUCUGAUUUCAAACUGAAUUUUAUAAACCAUUGAAUAAUAGCAGCGUUUAUUACUUUAUAAUUGAUGGUGGUUAUUGAAUGAAACUGUAUAAAACAGUGUAUUCAAGUUUAAAAAACAUUUAAAUAGGGGAUAUUGACAGGUGUAGGUUUCGUACUAAAUUUAUAUGUUGAACAUAGGUGAAUAAAAUCAUAUUUGAAUGAUAUGAAACCGCUUGCUUGCAAAGCAAUAAAUAUUUCGUAAUAUAACGCAUGUACGUACGAGCGUAUUAUAUAGCAUUGGCAUUCUACAAACGUGCGCGUCGUUUGACGACAAAUACCAUAUUUAUCAAUGCUUUCACUCAUAUAUAAAAUGUCUCACAUUCAUUGACAGAGCCAUAAAAUUAUUGCAUUCAAAGAAUUCAAUUAAUUUAAAAAUGUUUAAAAAAGAUAUCUGAAUAUAAUAUUUUAGUCACACCCCUAUCGCAAAGGAAAGACAUACAUAGUCAAAAAGUUUUAUUUCAUAUAUAUAUCAGAAAUUGUUAUUCACUAUCAUAAAUUACUUUAAUGUAGAUUAAUUAUAAUGAAGAGACAAUAUUUUGUCAGUAUAGACAGAAUUUUAAUCUUUAGAAUACAUUUAUAUGCUCCCUAUUUAAUAGAUAAAUACAGAAUCCCUAAAGAAAGCCCAACACGGCAAAAUUGAAGCAACACACAUUGAUAUGAUACUGCCAAGUUAGGUAAGAUUAAGAGCGAAAUCAUCUCCAAAGAGUUAUAUUUACUCGUUUACAAUAAUGUAUCUUACUAAUCGAGUGAAUUUUUUCGCUAUCUGUCGUCAAAUAUUUGUUUAAUAGAUAUAUAUCUGUUGACCUACGUUUUUACUCGUAUAUAAAAUUCUCACAUUCAUUGCCAAAGACAAUGACUUUGUAAAUUGUAUAUUGUACUGUUUCUGAAAGAAUAAACUUCUUUUUACCCCUUCAAAGAUUUUAUAAAUAGGCUAAAGUUAGGCCUAUAUGCAGUUCAUAAUGACAGUAAGACAGUCAGAUAUUAAUUCCAUACUGCAUAUUAGUCACUGCUAUAUUAAUUAAU
Messenger RNA from Ruditapes philippinarum (Manila clam), 3000 nucleotides. RefSeq names its product protein unc-93 homolog A-like. Gene Ontology annotation, molecular function: transmembrane transporter activity. Bases 510 to 1922 code for a protein of 470 amino acids. Gene Ontology annotation, biological process: transmembrane transport. The transcript has 7 exons. Lineage: Eukaryota; Metazoa; Mollusca; Bivalvia; Venerida; Veneridae. The record is from RefSeq and is a predicted model, not a curated record.